AUGUUGGAUGCCCUGCAUGAGGUGAGAUGCCACUUCACAUGGGAUUUACUGAGAGUAGACAUAGACCUGUCUGAUCUAGAAAACAGAAUUCUGAAUGAGAUUGAGUUCCUGGACACAAAAUUCAAUGUGGGAAUUCACAACACAUUGGCCUACGUGAGGCAGGAGAUGGGUCAAAAUGAGCAGGCUUUGGAAAGCUUGAGAAAAGCUGAAGAGUUGAUCCAACAGCUUCCUGAUGAUCAAGCACAGAUAAAAAGCCUUGUGACCUGGGGAAACUAUGCCUGGAUUUACUAUCACAUGGACAGACUCCCUGAAGCCCAGACUUACCUGGAUAAGGUAGAAGCAAGUUGUAAGAGGCUUUCAAGUCCUUUCCACUAUAAAGUAGAACAUCCAGAAAUUGAUUGUGAGGAAGGGUGGGCCCUGCUCAAGUUUACAAACAAGUAUUAUGAGGGGGCCAAAGCUUGUUUCCAAAAAGCCCUGAAAGCAGAGCCUGAGAACCCUGAAUUUAACACCGGAUUUGCAAUUGUCAUGUUUCGUCUAUGUCACAUUGGCCAGAGAGCUGCUUCUAGGAUUUGUCUACAAACACUAAAACGGGCAGUCACACUCAACCCAGAAGAUGCUUACAUUAAGGUUCUCCUUGCACUGAAACUCCAGGACCUUAAGGAAGAGGAGGAAGGAGAAAAGUACCUUCAAGAGGCUUUAAGCAGUAUGUCAUCUCAGUCCUACGUCCUUCGCUAUGCAGCCAAAUUUUACUAUAGACAAGGGUGCCUGAAAAAAGCAUUUCCUCUCUUAGAAACUGCUUUGCAGGACACUCCAUCCUCUGCUGUCCUGCAUUACCAGAUGGGACUUUGUUACAAGAAAAAAAUGAAGCAAAUCAAGAGGGCUACUAACCACCAGCCACGAGGCAGGGAUAGACAAGAUUGUGACGAUGCAAUUCAGUCGGCCAUAUUUCAUUUUAAAACUUCAACAGAGUACAGACCUACAUUUGAGGCAAGUCAUAUAGAACUAGGCGACAUGUAUGCAGAAGCAGGUGAUUUCAACAAAGCAGAAGAAAGCUACCAGAAGGUAUUGAACAUGAAGCACCUUCAAGAUAAUAUUCGGCAAGAAGUCCACUAUCACUAUGGGCACUUUCUGCAGUUUCACAGGGAGUCUGAGGCUGAUGCUCUCACCCAUUACCUUGAAGGCCUAAAAAUAAAUACAGAAAAUAUAAUUACAAAAGACUGUCUUCUAAGUGCUUUGAAGAAGUUAGCAAAAAAGCGUCUUCAGAGAAAUGCAUCAGAUGUGGAGACUUUGAGUCUCCUGGAGUUCAUCAAUAAAAGAAGGGAGAACCAGGAGAGGCCAUACAGCUCUAUGAGAGAGCCCUGGAGUCGGGCUCCUCCCUUCUGA
This is a messenger RNA of Dromiciops gliroides (monito del monte), 1383 nucleotides long. Its product is annotated as interferon-induced protein with tetratricopeptide repeats 1-like. Gene Ontology annotation, biological process: defense response to virus. The transcript has a single exon. Lineage: Eukaryota; Metazoa; Chordata; Mammalia; Microbiotheria; Microbiotheriidae. The record is from RefSeq and is a predicted model, not a curated record. Gene Ontology annotation, molecular function: RNA binding; protein binding. Bases 1 to 1383 code for a protein of 460 amino acids. Gene Ontology annotation, cellular component: cytosol.